UGGGGCUGAAAAUGAAGGAACCAAAAAGCAUGUGGAUAAAACAUUGAACAAAAAUCAGAGCUUAAAAAACAAUUACAGAAAUAAUUUCAGAAGAGGAUGCUUCUCUAUGGCGCAACGUCCACCAGAUGCUCGAUGAUAUGCCCCAGAGGAAGCCAAACCGAACAAUCACCCAGAAAAUCACUUAUUUCUCUACCUUCCACGCCCUUUACUACUACAACAGGCCAGGCAAUAGCUGCCGCCAUAGUCGCCGGCGCCGCCGUAUUGGCGCUGUCGGCGGGCGCAAUUGAAGUAGCGGCGCCGGCGCAGCCGGAGGAAACACUGUCGAACAUACCUCAGACAUUGUCAAGCGAGUGCACUCCUGAAAUGAAGUGCACAAAAAGGUACAAAAUCCAAAGGCCUAAAUCGAGAAAAGCCGAGAGUUGCACCGGUAAAUGCGUCACCACUUGCAUUCAGGGUGGCUUCGGUUCUCCCGGCGAAGGCCCUUUUAACAUCAGGAAGCCUCUGGUGGUAUUCAAGGAUGGUUUUCGCAGUCGAAAAUAUUGUUUGUCAGAAUGCUCUGAUAUUUGUAACUUGAUUGGAGAUGGUGAUGAUGGGCCCUGAAUUUGAUUCAUUCUUUGUAAUUACAUUUACACACUUGUCCACAUUUCUUUCAUGCUAAUUCACAAAUAGGGUGAGCAAUUUGUAUGUCAAUAUAUACAUUGUGCAGUUUGAUGCUUCAAACUCGGCAUUCCUCGGAGUUUUGAAACACGCUGUAUCGAAAACAAUUUUGAGAUAAACACUAGUCGAGAAAGAAAAACGGAUUUCUGGCACACAUCCUAGAUUGCACAUAUUACUUCUGUUUAUCUUUUUUACUUUCUUGAUCCAAUGUUAUUCUAACUAGGGGUGUAACUUGUAAGUACACCGAGUCAAGCCGAACGCAUGGUUAUUCAAACUUGUUUUGAAUUUUUAUCGAACUUUUAUUGUUUUUUCUA
This is a messenger RNA of Erythranthe guttata (spotted monkey flower), 971 nucleotides long. RefSeq lists its product as uncharacterized. The record is from RefSeq and is a predicted model, not a curated record. NCBI's taxonomy places the organism in Eukaryota, Viridiplantae, Streptophyta, Magnoliopsida, Lamiales, Phrymaceae.